Messenger RNA from Peniophora sp. CBMAI 1063, 1713 nucleotides. The record is from the annotation of a GenBank genome assembly. Lineage: Eukaryota; Fungi; Basidiomycota; Agaricomycetes; Russulales; Peniophoraceae.
AUGGAUAGCAUGGCAGGGGCUUUGGGCUUUCCACGCAGGCCUGCCUUCGACCCGAACGCGACACCUCGCGCUAAGAAGACCAAGUCGAACACGAACACGGGAGAAGAGGAUGACGCAGAUGAUGGUGGCUCGCCUGGUCCUGGUGGCUCGCCUCGUCCUGGUGGCUCCGGGAACAAAGGAAAGGAGCGAGAACGACCUUCUGACCAGUCUCGCGGUGGGCCACCUCUGCCUAACGUGCAAAUGAAGUCGAACGUAACCGCGGAGGAGAUGGAGCGCCUGGCUGAUUUUUUCAAGUCGUAUUCCGCAUCUCCUGGAGAAUUCGUCGAAAUACCGCCGGAUAUACUGGACAUCUUGGCGCGACUGGCCCCGUCGUCCUCCGGCAGCAGCGCUCCCGCCUCAGAUCCCUUCACGGCGGACGACUUCCUGAGCCGACUGCUGAUGCACUUUCGAACGGAGGUCAAUCGUGCGGCUAGCCGCGCUGCCAAUCUUGCCGCCAACCGGGUCAGCCGUAUCAAUUCCGACCGACUCGCUGAGAUCGCUCGUGAGGCGGCUAAAGCCGCGGCUCAGGAAGUUCGCGACCAAGUGAAGGAGUCUAUCAAAGCCGGCGUCGCGGAAGCUAUGGGCGCACAGCAAGGGCGCCGGGGCGCCCGAUCGUCGCAGCCGGUUGAUCCCACGAAGGCCCCGCCUCGGUCAGUGAAACACCGUGAUGUGGAGGCCAAUAAGUUGCAGAAAGCGAUACGCACUCGGAUCUCGGAGCUAUGGGCCGGGAAAGGGAUAUUUGGUCCCCCUGUGCGAGAGGAGUUUGCGACCCCGGUUCGCGACUACUAUCGCGUCACGCUUAUCACCGACCCGUACCUCAAAGAUCACUUCCGCUUCCCCAAUCUCGACAUGCUCGGCGAUGCAUUCACCAUAGCCGACUUCGCUGUGGUCACUUCAACGGGUCCGAAGUCUGACGGCGGGUGGAACUUGUUCAUGAUGCAGUACUUCGCCAACGACUUCGUGAAGAUACACGAGCAGUACUCGCGGGCUGAUGUAGAAGGCGCCUUCGCUACCUGGUUGACCGGUUUGCGCAACAAGCGCCUUAAACGUGGCCGCCAAGUUGAGGAGGAAGCCGUAUCCAAUGCUACCUUGCUGGACAUCAUCGCGCGGGACAACAGUGAGCAUGCGCAAACUGAGACGCGACGAACGGUGAGCUUCUCCUUUGUGCGCUCACAUCCUCCCUGCGUGCUAAAACAUGAAAAGCUCUACUUUCGCCGCCUGGGUGCGGCGGGUAGAGUUCCCCAGGCUGCCGACCCCGAGCGCCUCCUCGAGAAUCUAGUCAUCGCGCUGGACUUCGACGGCAUGUCCGACAAUCACGUCGUAAUCGACGGGGACAACAUCAAGACACGCUUGAUCAGGCGUCCCAUCUGGCGUGCUCCCUUCAUCCGGAAGUUUCUCUCUUUCCUGGACUACAUCGCACGGGGGCUGCGGCUCGAUGCCCCAGACAAACGAGGCGCUGAACCUGCUGUCCGCAGAAUGCCUCCCCCGGACUCGCCUCAAGUCCACAAGAAGUCCAGGGUCAGGAAGGGGCUGUGGCGCAACAUCUACGACCAGGAUUGGAUCAACGGGCAGGCUCCAGAAUAUAUACAGCACCAUGUCGCCCCGCUCGAGACAGACUUCCCCACCCAGUUCCCUGCUGAGCUUACUGAGUCAGUCCUAAGCCAUACGACGUAG